Trichechus manatus latirostris (Florida manatee) is the source of this 8930-nucleotide messenger RNA. RefSeq names its product MCC regulator of WNT signaling pathway (gene MCC). Bases 556 to 3045 code for a protein of 829 amino acids. Gene Ontology annotation, cellular component: cytoplasm. The transcript is spliced from 17 exons. Gene Ontology annotation, biological process: negative regulation of canonical Wnt signaling pathway. NCBI's taxonomy places the organism in Eukaryota, Metazoa, Chordata, Mammalia, Sirenia, Trichechidae. The record is from RefSeq and is a predicted model, not a curated record.
ACAACUCCAGACGGUUCAAACGGGGAAACUUCAGCGUGAAGUGCAGCUCUGCUCUGUCUCUCUGUUGCUUUCUUUUCCUUUCCCGGAACUGGAGGCGCGGAUCUUCCUCGCUCCGCUGCCGUAGUUUCUUCUGCAGCUCGCCUAAGCUUUCCAGGGUGCGGGAACCUGCUGAGCGGUGCCCUCCAGCCUCGUAAUGGGGGAAGGCGAGGCGCCGUCGGACUGACGAAGCAGCGCGAGGGUGGCAUUGCCCCGGGACCGGCGGUCGGAGCGCGCAGGCGGUUCCCAGCGCAGGCUCUGCCGCUGCAGCAGCUGCGUGCGCGCCACGCCACUGAGCUUCUUGCAGCAAUGGCUCGUCGGUGAAACGAGAGCCGGGUCUGGCUCCUUUUAGGAUUGUUUGCAUCCUUCAUUUGGGCUCCACAACUGUCCUGGAUGAAAAUGGCUGUCUAGACUAAAAUGUAGGAGAAGGGACCAAGCAGUGGAUAUCCAGCCUGUUAAGCCCAACUCAGAAGCUCUGAGACCUGAAGGAGGAAGAGCCCGGCUCUGAAAAGUGCAGUCAUGAAUUCUGGAGUUGCCAUGAAAUAUGGAAACGACUCCUCGGCCGAGCUGAGUGAGCUCCAUUUGGCAGCCCUGGCAUCACUAAAGGGAGACAUAGUGGAGCUUAAUAAGCGUCUGCAGCAGACGGAGCGGGAACGGGACCUUCUGGAAAAGAAAUUGGCCAAGGCACAGUGUGAGCAGUCCCACCUCAUGAGAGAGCAUGAGGAUGUCCAGGAGCGAACGACACUUCGGUACGAGGAACGCAUCACGGAACUCCACAGCAUCAUCGCAGAGCUCAAUAAGAAGAUAGACCGUUUGCAAGGCACCACCAUCAGGGAGGAAGAUGAAUACUCAGAACUGCGGUCGGAGCUCAGCCAGAGCCAACACGAGGUCAAUGAGGACUCUCGAAGCAUGGACCAAGACCAGACCUCUGUCUCCAUCCCCGAAAACCAGUCCACCAUGGUCACUGCUGACAUGGAUAACUGCAGCGAUCUGAACUCAGAACUGCAGAGGGUCUUGACGGGGUUGGAGAGUGUCGUCUGCGGCAGGAAGAAGAGCAGCUGCAGCCUCUCCGUGGCUGAGGUGGACAGGCACAUCGAGCAGCUGACCACGGCCAGUGAACACUGUGACUUGGCUAUUAAGACAGUUGAGGAGAUUGAGGGGGUGCUCGGCCGGGACCUGUACCCCAACCUAGCUGAAGAGCGUUCUCGGUGGGAGAAGGAGCUGGCUGGGCUGAGGGAAGAGAACGAGAGCCUGACUGCCAUGCUGUGCAGCAAAGAGGAGGAGCUGAACAGGACCAAGGCCACCAUGAAUGCCAUCCGGGAGGAGCGGGACCGCCUCCGGAGGAGGGUUCGAGAGCUUCAAACUCGACUACAGAGCGUGCAGGCCACAGGUCCCUCCAGCCCUGGCCGCCUCACUUCUGCCAACCGCCCAAUUAACCCCAGCACCGGAGAGCUGAGCACGAGCAGCAGCAGCAAUGACAUUCCCAUCGCCAAGAUUGCUGAGAGGGUGAAGCUAUCAAAGACAAGGUCCGAAUCUUCAUCGUCCGAUCGGCCAGUCCUGGGCUCAGAAAUCACUAGCAUAGGGGUAUCCAGCAGCGUGGCAGAACACCUGGCCCACUCCCUUCAGGACUGCUCCAACAUCCAGGAGAUCUUCCAAACACUCUAUUCACACGGAUCUGCCAUCUCAGAAAGCAAAAUUAGAGAGUUUGAGGUGGAAACGGAACGGUUGAAUAGCCGGAUCGAACACCUCAAAUCCCAAAAUGACCUCCUAACCAUAACCCUGGAGGAAUGCAAGAGCAACGCUGAGCGGAUGAGCAUGCUGGUGGGAAAAUACGAAUCCAAUGCCACAGCACUGAGGCUGGCCUUACAGUACAGCGAGCAGUGCAUAGAAGCCUAUGAACUCCUCUUGGCGCUGGCCGACAGCGAGCAGAGCCUCAUCCUGGGGCAGUUCCGAGCAGCUGGUGUGGGGUCCUCUGCUGGGGACCAGUCAGGGGAUGAAAACAUCACUCAGAUGCUCAAGCGGGCUCAUGACUGCCGGAAGACGGCAGAGAAUGCUGCCAAAGCCCUGCUCAUGAAGCUGGAUGGCAGCUGCGGGGGAGCCUUUGCCGUGGCCGGCUGCAGCGUGCAGCCCUGGGAGAGCCUGUCCUCCAACAGCCACACCAGUACAACCAGCUCCACAGCCAGUAGCUGUGAUACCGAGUUCACUAAGGAAGACGAGCAGAGGCUGAAGGAUUACAUCCAGCAGCUCAAGAAUGACAGGGCUGCCGUCAAGCUGACCAUGCUGGAGCUGGAGAGCAUCCACAUUGACCCCCUCAGUUAUGACGUCAAGCCUCGGGGAGACAACCAGAGGCUGGACCUAGAGAACGCCGUGCUGAUGCAGGAGCUGAUGGCCAUGAAGGAGGAGAUGGCAGAGCUGAAGGCCCAGCUCUACCUGCUGGAGAAAGAGAAGAAGGCUCUGGAGCUGAAGCUGAGCACCCGAGAGGCCCAGGAGCAGGCCUACUUGGUGCACAUCGAGCACCUGAAGUCUGAGGUGGAGGAGCAGAAGGAGCAGCGGAUGCGGUCCCUCAGCUCCACCAGCAGCGGCAGCAAGGACAAGUCUGGCAAGGAGUGUGCUGAUGCUACCUCCCCAGCUCUGUCCCUGGCUGAGCUCAGGACGGCAUGCAACGAGAGUGAGCUGGCUGCGGAGUUCACCAAUGCCAUCCGCCGAGAAAAGAAGUUGAAGGCCAGAGUACAAGAGCUGGUGAGCGCCUUGGAAAGACUCACCAAGAGCAGUGAGAUCAGACACCAGCAAUCAGCAGAGUUUGUUAAUGACCUAAAACGGGCCAACAGCAACCUAGUGGCUGCCUAUGAGAAAGCAAAGAAGAAGCAUCAAAACAAACUGAAGAAGUUGGAGUCUCAGAUGAUGGCCAUGGUGGAAAGACAUGAGACCCAAGUGAGGAUGCUCAAGCAAAGAAUAGCUCUGCUGGAGGAGGAGAACUCGAGGCCACACACCAAUGAAACUUCACUCUAACAGGCUUUCAGGCAUCAAAGUUCUGCCUGUAGAAGUUAAACUAUAGCAGGCCACUAAGGGGAGAAGGGCCCUUGGGGGCAGAGUACCUAUUGGGAGAAUCAGAAAAGGGAAGGUUGGCAGGUAGGUCAGCACUUGGACAGUAGAGUGCCAUAGACUCAGCCCCUUGGGGCGAGCGGCCCUGAUGACACUGUGUGGACUGUAUGUAGAGAGGAUGCUGUUUCUCCCCUCCCAGGCCCACAGAUGGUAUGUAAAUACAUGUUCUGUGUGCCAUGCUUAGCAGUAGUACCUUGUUUUUGCUUUCAGCACUCAUGUUCUCAUUCUCCUUGUGUUUUCAAGAGACUGUGCAUCAGUGGGAUCCCAGCCAUUUGUUUUAUAGGAUUUUCCUUUUUUUCUCUCUUCUCAUUCUGUAGACAAUGGGUUUAUCUUCUGGCAUCCUCAAAUUCUCCUCUUUGCUCCUUCAGGGCAAAACUCUGACACGCGCGCACACACCCACACACAGGGUGACUCCGGCAUUUAAUAGAACUGCUGAUUUUCUUACUGCAGCAAGGCUUUGGUUUUCAAGUUCCAUGUAUCAACUACAAGAUACAAGCUGUCCUGGAGUUUCAGAUCACAGGGAGAUAGAUAGUCCAUGGUGUCUUUAAAUUCCCAGAUAUGUUGAAGUUACAAGUACUGCAGCCCCAGCCUGAACAGUUUUGUAUUGAGAAAAUAAAAUCUUCCUUCACCUUUCAUGUUGGAGGCAAGGGCUGCAAAGGGAACUCUUUUGAGUCUGGGUUUUUUCCUUCCCAGCAGAGUCAAGAAUUAGAAUCCCACUGACAGGUACAAUGGAACUAAAGUUUUACCAGGAGUUUCCUCAAAAGCAGAGAAGCAUUUUUUAGCACUUUUCCCCCCAGCCCAGGGCACUACAUUAAUUGCUAUUUUGUAUGAAUCAAAACUUAUCCACAUGAAUACAUACGUAGCUCUGGACCUGUCUCUGAGAGAAAAAGACAGACAGACUGUGCCUUGUCAGACAUGGAGUAGGUACUGGAUGUUCUGCAAGGCUAGUCCUACCUAUUUAAAAGAUUGCUGCUGAUCCCAAUUCAAGACUUUGCCCCUUCCAGCAUGAAGGAAGGGGGCAGGCGAUGAGGAGGGAAUGGUGGUGGAGGCAGUGGUUGUUAGCUGUCAUCUGGCCCGACUCAUAGCGUCCUUACGCAAAGCAGAACGAAACUGGACCAUCUUCACAGUCAUUGGUAUGUUUGAGCCCACCGUAUCAAUCCAUCUCAUCGAGGAUUUCCCUCAUUUUUGAUGACCCUCUACUUUACCAAACAUGAUGUCCUUUUCUAGAAUGAUUGUUAAGGCCUCCUUCCCCCCCCGCCCCCGAGACAUGGUGAUGGUUAGAUUAUGGUGUUUCAACAGGUUAAAUUUCAAGCAAAAUGCUGACGAGGCUAGGCAGGACCAAAGUACCUGAACUGCUUUCAGGAGGGCCCUCUGUCGUAAAAUAAAUCCAUUAUUCCUUUUCUACUGUAGCCUUCUCUAUCAUCCUCUCCCUUCUUUCAGUUCUUUUGUAGCUGCCCUACACUGACAACGUUUUAAAGGACCACUUGCAAUUUAUUCUGUAGCACCUGAGGACUACCCAAAGUCCCCUACGAGAAAUAUCCAAAUGCCACAGUGAACUACAAAUUAAAGUUUUUUGCUUAUGACCAGUCCCUGAGUUAGAGUCCCCAUGUCCAUGAGCUAAAGGUUUGUUCUGAGAGUGUGUGUAUGAUACAAGUUCCUCAGCCUUCUACGCAAUGGGGAAGGCUACGCCAGCCACCACCUAGGAGGAGCGGAGGCUUUCUAUCCCAAAAGCAAUCACCUUUUUUUUUUGCCUCAGGCUAGCAGUGAGGCCGCCCUGUAUCCAAAAAAGUCAACUAGCACCAGUCUGGAAGGACCAGCUUUUGAGUACUCUGAUCACUGGGAAAAUGCCCACUGUCUGUCUUCUGUUUGUUUGAAUCCCACUGUCUGUCUUCUGUUUGUUUGAAUCUAUCAUUUAGUCAAAGUUGGUUGUAGUAAGCAAUUUUUUUUUUUAAAUCAAUUUUUACUCUUUGGAUAAAUUUGCAUUUUAUCAUGAGGAAAAUGUUUUGGCUAUAGUAUGCACAAAUUUUUUUUUCCGUAGAUGAAAUAACAGUUUACACCAUUUUCCCAGCUUGCUUAGGGCCUGCCCUUGAGCAAACUGGGAUGUGCACAGUGGUGAACUGUUCACAGCUUUCUCUUUCGUGACUGAACAAGCAUCCAAAUGGACAGUUUUCCAUUUUUAUCAACAGUACAUGAAAAAUGUGGCUGAAGCAGGAAUAAAAUUCUGCCUGCUGACCUUUGCCUACCAUUUUUGCUCCAAGUUAAAACAGAAGACCCACCCUUAUAGGGUCAUAUAACUCCUCCAGACAUGAGAGGCUCCUCCAACCUGGGCCCCAGUAUUACUCAUCCUACCUGGCCUUAUUUUGAGUUUAUACUUCAACCUAAUGCUUUUAAAUAUGUGGUGACUGGGUGAAAACUAUUUCCCAGGUGAAAGUGUUACAUUUAUAAAUGUGUAGAAUAAAAGAUCUAUAAAAUGGUUUCUUUCUUUUCCUUGGAUAUUUCAAAUACUUCUAAGGCCUGAUCCCUGCCGAAGGUGAAGCAAUAGGCACUUGGUUAUGCUAAUUGUGGGGGGGGGGGUGGCGCAGUCUACUGAAAGUGCAUUGAUUAAAUAAAAGACUGCAGGUGCCUGGGUAAUGUAAUUCUUUUUGUGUAAGCUGGCUCUAUCUGAAUUUUUUCUCUAAACAGAAGCUGGUUUACAUUAACAUCUCCCUCAAGGGCAAAUAAUAGUCUUGAUUCUAACUUGUAUGAAGUUAAAAACCUCAGACUUUCAUAUUUUUAAUUGUCUUCUUUCAGUUUCCUCAGUGGUUACCCUUUAAGGCAAUCACCUUCUCUGUUCAGCCUUCGGCUCUUGGUGAAAUGGGCAAGAGGAGAAAGGACUAAUUUCAGUUCCCUUGGAGUGUAUUUUCCACUGCUGAACUGUGCUAAAUUGAGGCAAGCUAAAUGGACUGAGGCAAAAGUCACAGGCUAAAGAGACUACCUUGCCAAUGGAGGUAAUUAAUUAUUAACAUUCAGGCUUAUCUGCUGGUAUGUCAGGUUUCUGAAGAUUAAUAUCCAUGCUGCCUAAGACUGGAAUGUUAAUAAAAAAUUAAGUACCAGUUAAACAUAAUUGCUUAAUCGUCCUUUCAUAUGCAUGUACUUCUAAGUCCUCCUCUGAGCCUGCAGCCAUACUUUACAGGGAUCUCAGAAAUUUCUAAAUUAGAGCCUUGACAUGCAGUCCAACUUAAAGCCUAUGGGCUUUUUCUUAAAAACUGUUAGGAGUAGUAAGGAUUUUACUACUCUGAGGAAAACCUGAAACCCUUUAAGUCUCCUAGUUGCAUACAGAUUACCUGAUCAGGGCUGGACUGCCUAUGCUAUUGGCAUGAAUUCAGAAUGUUUCCUAUAGCCCAAAAAUUAUCCAGCCAUUAUUUUUUAAUUAGCUCUCAAGAAUUUGGGGUUAAUGCUGACAUGCUUAUGUUUUAAAUGAAAUGAUAUGACAUCAAGACUACAGAAAACAUCAAAACUGCCCUUAAUGACUUCUGAAAGUGUCCUUUCCUCCGUAAGUUUAAACUAUUUGCAAAUAUCUAAUAGGGAGUAUGACUCAUCCAGUCUACAUAUAGAAUUAUUUAAAAUGAAAAAAUCAUGUGUAAUAAGUUCACAGCUGUACCUACUUCAAGAGGUAGUAAACAGAUCUGUGAAGAGAGCCCCCAAAGGAGAAAAACUUCUCUGGCUGCAAUUUGUGGAGCCAUAGGGUUGCCAAGGAAUUUUCUGUUUUGGGUUGGGGAAGGAGGGACGUAAGUAACAUUUACAUGUUGUUUUCCGCAUUAGGUAAAAGUGUUGUAGAAUAACUAUAAAAUAUCCUGGGAAAAAGAAAAAAAUCACAGCAACUGUUUUCCUGUUUAAACAAUGGAACGGUGUAUUUGACACAGAAUGAUAUGGUCACCACCUUUUAAUAAGGCUUGCUAAUUGUGUCCAGAAGCUGGGUACUAACUUGUAGAAGAGGUAUAGCUUACUACACAACAAAAAUUACACCUCUGCUGCACAAACAGUUUUUAGUUAAUUAAAACUGUGUUUAUAUAGACCAGAUUAAGGUUAGCUCUGAACCUGUGGCCUAAUGAAGUAACUCGUUUCACUAAAAAAUACAAGCCUUCGGGUGCCAGGCACUGACUUGAGAGCUGGAAUCAGAAUUAUCAAUGUAAUGCUGGCUGCUGGAGACACAGCACCACUGGGCACGCAGUGGCUGUUAUAAAAUAUAAACAUGUAGAAAAGGGUACAAGCUGAACAGCAACUGUUAUGUUACAUGCAUUCUUGUGCUAAUAAUACAGUACCAGAGGAAAAUAGUUCACAUGCAGACCAUGACAUUUUUGGUUAAGAUUUCUAUUGUAUAAAUUCUCUAUCACAUUGCAUCUGAGUGAGAAAAAUCCUUCUAUCCCAGUUAACACAAUUACUGUUGGAUAAUCACAUCCUUGACCAGUAAUACAUGGUCAAGGCAGUACCAAUCAUUCAUCUGUUAAUCAUCUAUCAGCUCAGCAGAACAGAGCAAGCUACAUAAAAAAUCUCCCACAUGAACGCUGAUGCCCUGCUUUAGUCGUUCUUGCCCUCCAUCCACUUUUGCACUUUUUGCAAAUCAAACCUAUGUGGAAAACUGUUCGGUUUGUAGAACUUGCAUAGUAUCCACUUGUGCUCAUGGCAGGACUGCCAAGUGAAUGAGAGCCCCUAAUACUCUGCUUUUAUUUGAACCUAAUACACAAACAGAAUGAAAUAUGUUAACUUUUUUUUUUCUCGUUCUAAUCAGUUUUUAGAUACUUUGUCAAGAUUUAUUUACUCUGCAUGAGAUUUAGGUUUCUUAUUAUUUGAAAAUGUGCUACUUUUAUACCACUCGAAUUAGAAAAACCAGCUUGAAUGUACUGUCACUUAUUAAAGCACAUGUGACUAAGUCUGCAUUUGUCAGUAUUGUUCUACUGUUUGUACUGAACGUCUAAGCUGUCACUUAACACUGUACUUAAACCUUGUAAUUUUUUAGAUUCUUCACUUAUAUGGCUUUAAAUGUUUCCAGAUGCCUUUAGUUUUAGCUGCUGUAAAAUAGCUACUUUGUGUUAUUUGAUAUAGAAUUGUUUAAAAAAAUUCCAUUUAUUUAUACAGAGACAUUUAUAAUAUUUUACAAACGUUCUUAUAUUCUGAAUAAAUAUUUCUAAUGCCAUGAUGUACUUUAACUGUGUUAACGGUAAAGCUGAUUUCUGUAAGACUAUUUGUCUAACAUGGAAAUAUCAAACCUGUGAUGCUUCACAUUAAAGCAGGAGAGUCCUAAGUGGCACUAACGGUUAACACGCUUGGCUGCUAACCAAAACGUUAGAGGCUGCAGUACACCAAACACACCUCGGAACAAAGGCAUGGUGAUCUAAUUCCACAAAAUUGGCCACUGAAAACCUUAUGGAGCACGCUUCUACUCUGACACACACAGGGUCACCAUGAGUUAGAAUUACCUCCACGGCAACUGCGGAAAGGAAAAAAAAAAAAAAAAAAUUCAAGCAGAGGCCCAGAAGUUAAGAUUAUAUUAAGUCCAACAGCCAAAGAGACCUCAUUUAUUGCCAAUUUUUAUUUGGUUUCAUUCUCACAAUUUGCCAUAAAUGGGAAGUUAGCUACUGAAGGGUCUUUUUCCUUUCUAAGAGUGGCUCAAACAGGGACUAAAAUCAAGAAUUAGAAGCGCAAGAAAGUCAUCUGACUACAAGAAAAGGAUGGCAAGCAGCUUUGCAACAUGUACCAUUGGUAAUAAGAGUAUAAUACCUUGGUCACUUUUUUUUUUAAUGUAAAAACUGCUA